AUGGGCCUCGACAAGGUUCUCUCGGGCAAGGGCGGCGUCGGCAAGUCGUCCGUUACCACCCAGCUCGCCCUCUCCCUCUCCCUCGCCGGGCACUCGGUCGGCAUCCUCGACGUCGACCUGACGGGUCCCUCGAUCCCACGCAUGCUCUCGGUCGAAGGCUCCAAGGUCACGCAGGUACCCGGCGGCUGGGCACCGGUCCCCGUGCACGAUGCGGACGCCACCGCGGGCGUCGGAAGUCUGCAUGCCAUGAGCCUCGGUUUCCUGCUGCAGAGCAGAGGCGACGCAGUCGUGUGGCGCGGCCCGAAGAAGACGGCGAUGAUACGCCAGUUCCUGCGUGACGUCCUGUGGGCCGAAACGGACUAUCUGCUCAUCGACACGCCGCCCGGGACGAGCGACGAGCACAUCUCACUGGCCGAGACGCUGCAGGCCGAGACGCGGCCAGGCCAGGUCGCCGGCGCAGUGGUGGUGACGACGCCGCAAGCCGUCGCCACCUCGGACGUGCGCAAGGAACUCAACUUUUGCUUCAAGACGGGCAUCCACGUCCUCGGCGUCGUUGAGAACAUGAGCGGCUUCGUCUGUCCGCACUGCGCCGAGUGCACCGAUAUCUUCGGUUCCGGCGGCGGCCGCGUCAUGGCCGACGAGUUCAAGGUGCCCUUCCUCGGCAGCGUACCCAUGGAUGCCCAAUUCAUCACUCUGCUCGAAGAGGGCCGCAGGCCACGGUAUCCCGUAGGCACCCGGGUGGGCGGCCGGGAUGUUUCCUCGCCUGUUGCGGCCGAGGGAGACGAGGGCACGCUCGUGGCCAAGUACCCGUCCUGCUCGCUGUCGCACGUCUUCAGAGACAUGGCGGACAAGCUGCGAGACAAGGUGCUGGAGCCCCGGCGGGAAGCUUGA
Messenger RNA from Drechmeria coniospora, 891 nucleotides. RefSeq names its product cytosolic Fe-S cluster assembling factor cfd1. Gene Ontology annotation, cellular component: cytosol. Gene Ontology annotation, molecular function: ATP binding; 4 iron, 4 sulfur cluster binding; ATP-dependent FeS chaperone activity. The transcript has 2 exons. Lineage: Eukaryota; Fungi; Ascomycota; Sordariomycetes; Hypocreales; Ophiocordycipitaceae. Gene Ontology annotation, biological process: iron-sulfur cluster assembly. The record is from RefSeq and is a predicted model, not a curated record. The coding region runs from base 1 to 891 and encodes 296 amino acids.